This is a messenger RNA of Rattus norvegicus (Norway rat), 4262 nucleotides long. It is a transcript of the gene Pramex2, whose product is annotated as PRAME like, X-linked 2. The record is from RefSeq and is a predicted model, not a curated record. Lineage: Eukaryota; Metazoa; Chordata; Mammalia; Rodentia; Muridae.
AAACAAUUUUUGAAACCACCCUUUGGUUCCACAAUCUAGCAAAUCCCUCCUUUUUGAAAGACAGUUUUGACUUUUGUUGAACAUAAACUUACCACAGUUCUUGACCAAGAGGAUGGAGGAUGCAAUCAGCCGUUCUUGUACGUUUAAGCUAUAAAAGAAACCUAUCUUUUUAAAGCUUGGUAUAUAUUUUCAGGAUUUCUUAAGUGUUGUAUAUACUGGGAUAAUAGUUCUAAGAAGCUUCAAGUAAAUGGAAUUCUUUGCUUUUGAGUAGGAUGACUUUAUCUUAGUCGACAAGGUACUCUAUUGAAGAACAGUGUUUAGUUUGUACGGGCUUCUAUAAUACGGAACAAAGACUAGGUUUAUAAAGAUGGACCUCAAGGACCCAGCCUCACUGUUAGAUCUUGCUAUGCAGUGUCUACUCAAGAACGAGCCUAUAAUAAUCCAGUCACUUGAGGAGAUCCCGAGAGAACUUCUCAUCCCAUUGUUCUGUGCUGCCUUCUUGGGUGGGCAUAAGAAGACACUGACCGCAAUCGUGAAGGUUUGGCCUUUUUUCUGUCUCCACGUCGGAAAAUUAAGAUCACAUGAAACACACAGUGCACUCUUAAAAGCCAUGAUUGACGGUCUUCAAGUUCUUCCUGCCCCCAACUCUGCUUCUCGAGGCUCCAAACUGAAGAUCCUGGAUUUGAGGCAGGAUGCUAACUGCAGAACCACGUGCUUUCCAAUCAGGACCAAAUCUCCUUUCUGUUUUCACUCUUGUUCUUACACUCAAACCUCUUCCCGCAAAAGAAAAGGAAAACAUAGCACUGUAAAUUUAGGAUCUGAGGUUCAGUUGUCCAGAUAUCCUACUGAAUUACUAGUUGACCUUUCCCUUGACGGUACCUUGAGAACAAGCACAUUUUUGUCUUUGCUUCUGAGUAAAGUUGAACAGAGCUCUGGGGCCUUACACCUCUGCUGCCGUGAUUUGCAAGUUGAUAAACUGUCUGACUACAACAAUACCCUGAAACUUCUGAAUCUGUUGUGUAUUGAUCACCUGGCAGUUGAUCAGGCUUCCUUGAAUGAUAUCAACACCCUUUUGUCUCAGAUGGUUCACCUGGACAGUCUUAGUUUGUCUAAAAUCACCCUCACAUCUCUGAAUGCGAAGAUAUUCAAAAGUUUCCUCACACAACUUGAGCGAAUGGACAACCUUCAGGAGCUAAACUUGUCUUUUUUCUGCCUAACAAAUCGUCUACACAAAUUGCUCAGAGUCCUGCCACAUGAUCUGGAUUAUUUGAAUUUGCCUUUCUGUGAGCUUUCUUACCGUGACUUCAGAUUUCUGUCCCAGUGUCCUCAGGCUGCCCACCUCAAGCUGCUGAAUCUCAGUAACAACCCAAUAUCGUGGGAAGAUUGUGAGCCUUUACAAACGCUUAUGGAGAAUGUCUCUGGUACCCUGCAGCAUCUAGAGAUAAAUCACUGUCUUAUAACAGAUUCUACAAUAUUUUCUCUUCUCCCUGCCCUCAGCCACUGUUCCCACCUCCGUGUGCUUAGUUUUGCUUCUAACCCCAUUACAAUGUCCAUGCUCAUGAGAGUCCUGGAAAACUUACUACCACUAAUGGAGCUGAAAUACGUGAUUUACCCUAUCCCUGUGCAUUGCUAUGAACGCUGGUAUUUUCAGGGUACUUUAGACCGACAGAAGCUUGCUGAUGUGCAGGUCCAACUGAAGGCGAUGCUACAGGCCGCACAGCGGGGUGACAUGAACUGGAUUACUUUUUCAGAGUGAAUUGCACAGUCCAACCAAUUUUCCACACUGAUAUGUGCCCUUUGAGCACUCAGUGUUCUUUCAUGAAUUCUACAGAUUUCACAUGUAAGAUUCUUAUAUUGUAGGAACUAUAGUCAGGAAAUAUAGACAUGUAACUGACCUUUAUAAAGAAUCACCCUAACUAAAAAUGGAAGAGCUGAGAGUUCCUUUGAGUCUUUUGUCCAUUGUCAUUAAUAACCUUCUUACUGACAAAUAUGAUAUGGAUCAGCAGGUCAUGAUAGCUUAUACCCAUAUCCUCACUGAGAUUUUCUUUUAGGAACUUGGCACCAACAGGGUCAAUAUAACUUUCCCUGGAUGUAUUUGGGAAGGCCAGGUGAUUAUAGAAGCCAAUACUUUUAUCCCUUAAGUUGUAUUAAACUUUCACAUUUAAGGCUAUCUUUAGUUUCUUACAGGAAAUCUUCUGUAUUUAACAGUGGGAAAAAGAAUUUAUAAUCACUAACUAUUAAUGUCUUCAACUGUAAGUGGUUACCUCCUCUCCUUUCCUCAGACUGCAGUGCCUCAGUUCUUUACUUCAUACUCAUUGGACAAGGAUUAGUUUCGGAUAUUAUUGUAGGCAGCAGAAUGAAAAGACAAGUUCCUGCCUGAAGCCAUUCAGAGGCUGGGCAUGUCUCUGUUUUAUCUGUUGUCAGUGAACCUAGAAAGUUGUUUUAUGUGCUUGGACCCCACGCUUCAUCUUCCUCAUUCUUGACACAUAUUCUCUUCAAUGCAAAGUGGACUUCAUGAUGUUGGAUCUCUUCCGCAGAAUUCAAGGACUCGAUGUUAUCAUCUUGGAGGUAUUCUUACAUCUCUUUGAUGUCUCUCUUCUGUCAUUGUGCAAAAUGCCUGCAAUAAGAGACUGGUAAGGAAGAGAACUUUGCUUCCUUGUUUUAGACUUUCACUAAGGUUUUUUUGCUCUGGGACUUUGGCAAGACAGAACAUGAUAAAGAACUUUGGCAGAGGGAGAUCCUUUCAACUCAUAAGGCCAGGGAGCAGAGAGGAGAAACACAGAGAGAGCAGAGAGUCCUAACACAGCCUUCAGGAGUUUGAUUUCACUGAUUUGCAGCCUUCAACUAGUCUGCUAUAAAGUUUCUAUCAGCUACUCUGGAGCCGUUCUUGAACUAGUCUGCUCACAACUUUCAACUGCCUGCCUUGGAACCAUCAGCUUGAGACCAGUAUGAACUGGGAAGGACAUUUAGGAGCCCAGUCACAACACUGACUGCUAUUCAUUUACACAGAGCCAUUUUGUCUUACUGUACCAUGUAGGUUUCCUAGUAUACAUUGUUCUCUUUGAAUUUCUUGCUGCUUCCUUUCUAUUAUAGUUGCUCUGUUCAUUGUGCUUUAUUUCAGCCAAAUAUGUAUAUUGAGUCCUAAAUAUUUGGUCAAUCCAAAAUGUUGUGUGCCAUAAAUUGAAAUGCCACAUAGUAUAUAUAAAUUGUGGUAAGAAACAAAGGAUUAAUGAUUGUAAUGUUGAUGUAUUUAUAAAGGUAACUAGCAUACUAGGUUCCUUGGAAAUUAGAAUUUAGUUGUUAAUCACAUGUUGAAAUGUUAACAUUACUAACACUCAAUAACUUAGUAACCAAACAACUGAAAAUACACUUGUUCCUGCUCAGUGUUUUAUUGUUGCAAUAAAAUGGACUGCGUUUUAAAUACGUAGUAAGGAAGAAAAAAUGAGCAUGAUGUGUUUCUACUCUGAAAAGUUAACAUUCUGGAUUUCAGAGCAACUCAAUAAAAUCAUUGUUAAAAUUAAUUGGAUUUUAGGCCAUUGGGAUUGUGCAAAAAGAACAAUUGCUAAAUUUGAGUACUUGAAUGCCAUGGUGGAAAGUAAGAACCUAUUUCUAAGGCUUGUUCUCCAACUUUCACAUGCAUUCCAUGGGUUUGAUGUGACUCAAUAAUCACAUACACACUUCACGUGCACAUACACACACACACACACACACACACAUACACAGACCACCACCCCACCACCACCACCACCACUACCACCACACAUACACAAUACAUACAUGAUGUACAUGAUGCACACAGAUAUACACAAUAAUAAUAAAUUAUAAUGAAAAAUAAACUGAACUUUAUUCAUAAUACUCACUGAAAUAAUAAACAAGAACACCAGCAAAAAUUAAGUUGCAAAGUAGUAAAAAACCAUUCACAUUAAUUCUGGUUUAGGUAAUAAGAAAUUCCAUUUUCUUGUUAGGAAGAAAAAUGAUAAAACAUAAUUCAUGUAUAGUUUCUUUUAUAACAUGGCAUUUAAUACAUUGAAUAAAAAUGUAAAUUAAUGACUUAUUCAUUUCCCUCCUAUUAUUUAUAUAGACUGUGAAAAGUAUUAAAAUGUCAGUAUAACAAGUAAUAGCUUUAUAUGGAUUUCUUGUUAUUAGAUUACUUUUAGCAUUUUAUAUUAAAAAAUGUUAUUAAAUAAAAAUCCUGGAAGGGGGGACAAGAAAGGGGUAACAUCUGGAAUAUAAAUAAAUAAAAUAAUUACUAAUUAAAAAAG